AACGCGCACGAAUAGUACAAAAAUUAUACAAGAUUAAAAGUAACGAAAGCGAAUUAAUAUAAAAUUAUAUAGAUAUUAUUAAAUAAAAUUAAUAACAGAUUAUGUUACGGGCUUAUUUGUUUUUAUUUUCAUCGAUUGUGGCCUUGUAUUAAACAAAAAUUCAUAAUUAUAAUAAAAUGAAAAAAGAAUUUGUGCUAAUUACGAUUGCAUGAAUAAAUUAUGUUCUUUAAAGAAUAUUAAAAAAAAGUGUGAAAAAAUAUACAUAUAUCUGCAAAAUUGUGUUAAAUGCCCUCCCUUUUUGAAAAAUAACACAGAGUGAAAUAAGAUAACGAACUACUUUUGUUCCCCACUCGUCCCCAUUAUAUACUAUCUGAAUAGGUACCUUCAUAUAUGUAUAGGUACAUAGUUAUAUAUUUAUAUAGGUAGUACGUGAAUAUUAUAUCUGGUAUUUGCUGGUGGAGAGAUAAAGAAUGACGCUAAAAUUUAUUUCUACUAUAAAUUAAUAUUUAAUAAUGGAAGUGUAAAAAACGACCACGUGAAAGUGAAUGAAAAACGUAAAAUUGUGUUUUUUAUGUUGUACAUACUUAAUAAAUAACAUAAUAAUUUAGUACAAUUUACCUGCAUUUUAAUAAACAAUUUAAAUUGUAUUCAAAUUAAACAGAAAUUUUGAAGUGUAUUUGUUCUCAUUUGGUUUUUAAUACCUAUUUUCUCUAUCCACGAGAUACAAGAUACACAAGUGCACUUAGUGUUUGAAUUACAUACAUAUUUAUUGAAUGCAGUGCUUUUCCACUGUGUUUUUGUGUAUGAGUAAGUGAGCAAGUGAGUGAGUGAGUGAGUGAGUACCUGUUGUGAGGUGUUAAACGUAUUUUAGACGAAGGUUAAAUGUUAGCCACGGUUUAACAAAGAAAUUAUUUACAAAAAUAAAAGAAAAUGUUAAGUGUUUUUAUUUUGGGUUUAUAACUCAACUCAGAUACUCGAAUGUAAAUGGAAACAAAGUAAAGUUGUAGUUAGGUACGUUGAAUAUGCAACCAACCGACCAACCAAACAAUUUUUAAUCUGUUCAAAAGUAACGAGUAUAUUUUCGUAUGCGCUAAAACUCAUCCAUCUACUAAAACGAUCUCAUUCGUGUUACGUUUCCAAGUAAAUGCAAAAUACUACGAAAUGCUUUAAGCGUGUAUGUCAAUGCCAAACAGCAACACCAACAAAAACAACAGCAACACCAACAAUAAAAACAAUAACGACAGCAACUACUACAAACUACUACAUACUAGGAAUUCUUCGUCUACUUUAGCUUCUUUUUAUUCAUCUUUAACAGCAACAACAACUUGGUGAAGUUUUUUUUAUUUUUAUAUUUUAAAUAAAAUAAUAAAACAAAUCUAAACAACAACAACAACAACUACAAGAAUAACAAAACAAAACGACCGGCCCUGAUAUCUUUAAGAUACACCUUUGAAGAAACACUGAGAAAUAACUUAAAAAUACAUGUAAUAAAAGAGCCACAGACAGCAACAACAAUAACAACACCAGCAAAAACAACAUUAAACAAAAACUACGAAUAUUUUUGUUGUCUUUGGAUUUUUUUCUUCAUACAAAUAAAAAUAAGCACGUUUCAGUGAACACGAGAGUGAGAGAACAACGAUUAGAGGAGAAAAUCAGAAAUUAAAUUAACAACAAUAAUAACAAAAACAAAAACAAAAAAGAAAAACAAAAUUAAAUUAAAAAAAGAAAGAAAAUAAAAAUAAUACAAAUUUACUGAACAACCAACAACGUGACCACUGACCGGUUUUUGCGCUUAUUUUAUGUUUUCUGUUCUUUUUAUUUUCACAUAUCUCUGCCAAAGUUAUUUUAAACAACAAAAAAAUCUCAACACACACAAUACGGUCUACAAUUAAGGCCUAAAUAACAAGGUCCUAAAAUAAAACACAGCGACAAAAAUGUUGAAAUAAUUUUAGCGCCCCAUUUUUAAAACGAAACCCAAAAUAAACUAACGAUAAAAAUAAAGCAAAAAAAAAUAAAAAUUAUGAAUAUCCAGUGAAUUCUUGAGAAUAUAAAAAAAUAAAAUUCAAACUUACAACUACAAUUAACACUUCAAAAUGUCAUUGCUUCCAACUACUUCUGGGAGCUUUUCUCUCGGACUCAUACUAUUAAUCCUGCACAUCUUCACAACGUCUUCGUUCAAUCUGGAGAAUCGUCUGCCCAUUGUGAAAUUCAAUGCGAAUCCCUCAUCGUACUUUGGUUAUUCCAUUGCUACCCACACAGUUGGUGAAUACAAUUGGCCAAAUAAUACAAAAUGGCUUCUGGUUGGCGCUCCUUUAGACAAGAAUUUACAGCCUGGUACCAAUCACUCUGGUGCUUUAUACAAAUGUCCCAUAACCCAAAACCUUGAUGAUUGUGAACAGAUAAUUACUGAUGGGCGAAGAUCGCCUGAAGGAGUCUAUGAACCUACUUUCGAUAGUGAUGAUAUUGAGGAAUUGACUGAACCAUCGUAUGAUGAAAUCAAGGAGGACCAAUGGCUGGGCGUUACAGUUCGCAGUCAAGGCUUGGGCGGCAAGGUUUUGGUUUGUGCCCAUCGCUACAUAACAAAAGUGCGUGAAAAUCGUUAUGGCCAAGGUCUAUGUUAUGUUCUAACCAAUGAAUUGAGUUACGAUGAAGUGUAUGAACCAUGUAAAGGCCGAACUGUUCAAAGAGCGCAUGAAGAUUAUGGUUUUUGCCAGGUGGGUACUUCGGGAGCCUUGUUGGACGACAACACUAUGGUCUUGGGUACCCCCGGUCCGUUCACAUGGCGGGGAACUGUGUUCGUGACGGAAAUUGGUGGCGAAUAUUUGGAACGUGAUAAAAAUAUGUAUUAUGGUGAUCAUUCGGACACAUCUGCACCGGUCGAUAAGUACAGUUAUCUGGGUAUGUCUGUGACGGGUGGUCGUUAUUUUGGCGAACGAAUGUCGUAUGCUGCUGGAGCACCUCGUUCAAAUGGACAUGGUCAAGUUAUAAUAUUUGAUAAGGACAACAGAAAUCCCAUACCAGUACACAUGAUCAUAGAGGGUGAACAAUUUGCAUCUAGUUUUGGAUACGAGUUGACUACUGCUGAUAUCAACGGUGAUCAGAAACCCGAUCUUAUAGUGGCAGCUCCCUUCUACUUCAAUAAAAGUGAAGGUGGUGCUGUGUACAUCUAUCAAAAUGCUAAAGAUAACCUGCCAUAUAAGCCAACGCUCAAGUUGACAGGAUCAUUUGAAAGUCGUUUUGGUUUGGCUUUAGCCAAUAUUGGUGAUAUAAAUAAAGACAAUUGUGAAGACUUGGCUAUCGGAGCCCCAUAUGAGGAUGACGGAGUGGUUUAUAUUUAUUUGGGAAGUAGAAAUGGUUUGAAUAGCAAAGCGUCCCAGCGCAUCCAAUCAAGUGAUUUAGGCCUGUUACCUAAGCCCAUUAAAACAUUUGGCAGUUCAAUAACAGGUGGCACCGAUUUAGAUGGAAAUUCUUAUCCAGAUAUUGUUGUAGGAGCAUACAAUUCUUCAGCUGUAGUUGCAUUGCUGUCACGUCCAAUCAUUAGUAUACAAACUAAAUGGAGAAGUAAUGAAAUGAAAAAUAUUGAUCCUACUAAGGCAGGCUGCGUAACAGAUGCCUUUACCAAUCUGACCUGUUUCACCUUUGAAGCCUGCUGCUCCAUUGAUCCGUAUGAACAGGCGUCGGCAAAUAAAGACCUAAAGCUUAUGUACACGGUGGAGGCCGAAACGUUUGCGCCUAAUAAGAAAUUUUCUCGUGUAUUCUUUGAUCGUGAUAACAAGAUAAGCAAUGUUAUCAAACGGGAAGUUACUGUCCGUACCGAUGGACGUCUUUCCUGUCAAAGAGUUACUGGGUACAUCAAAGAAAACACGCGUGAUAUUCAAAGUCCCAUUAAGUUGAGAUUAAAUUAUACUUUGGUGGAAUCAAAACUGCCGGACUCGGGACUGAAAUCCUUAAACCCGAUACUAGAUCAAACACAGGCUAAUAUAGAGUUCGAGGGAACAUUCCAGAAAGAUUGUGGAGAUGAUGAUAUUUGUGAGAGUAACUUGCGACUUAAUGCCGAAAUUGACUUAAAUAUGGAGAAUGAAAACUAUGCAUUGAUUUUGGGUGAACAAGAAGAAAUCCGUGUAAAUAUUAAUGUAUCCAAUUCAGCAGAUUCCGCCUACGAGACACAAGUAUUUGUUGUGCACCAAAAGAGUGUCUCGUACAUAGCUGCCCUUAAAACGAGCACCGCCAUUUGCAAUCGCUACAAUGAAACGGUUGUUGCGUGCAGUCUUGGUAAUCCCAUGCGAAGAGGUACAGCCGCUCAAGUUUCAAUACGUUUUGAUCCGAGCGGACUAGAACUGGACGAGCGUCAAUUAACUUUUAAUAUUUUCGCUAACACGACUUCUAAAUUGAUUGGUGAACAUAAGCCCGAAGUAAAAUUAGAUGUUCAUGUUGUGAAGAGAGCAGAAUUAAGUUUACAGGGUUGGGCUAGACCGGAACAGAGUUUCUAUAGUGGUGACGUUAAGCUCGACAAUUCCAUGAUGCAGAUGGAAGAUGUUGGAUCACAAUUAAUUCAUACAUAUCAGAUCUAUAACGAAGGACCUUGGAAGGCUCCGAAAGUACAGUUGACCAUUUAUUGGCCCUAUCAGGUGUUUAGUGAGAAAGAUAAACGCGAUAAAUGGCUUUUCUAUUUGGAAGAAAUGCCAGUUAUAGAGAAUGUGCGACAGGGCGAAUGUUUUGUGCCAUCAGAAUAUAUCAAUCCGCUUAAGCUAACAACCAAAUCGAAAUCCAACCACAUUGUUGAUGAUCUUCUCUUGGGACCAGCUCCAUAUAUGAUGAGACCAAUGAAUAAGUCCCACUUUAGCCACCGAAAUUUCAAUGAAAAGUCUUCGUACAGCAAACAGGUAAACACCGAGGAAACAUCGUCACUAAAUCGACUAAGAAGAGACACAUUAACUAGAAUCAUACGACCGGAAAGAUUUAUGGAUAUAAGGGAUCAUAAAAAUAAAAAAAGGGAUAUAGUCGAAUUGGACUGUAAUAAGGCCACGGCAAACUGUAUUAAAAUAAUAUGUGAAAUAUACAAUAUGCCACCAAAUACUGAAGCCUAUGUGUAUGUUAAAGCCAGACUUUGGAAUUCAACGCUUGUCUCUGAACACCCAAGGGCGGAUGCAGUUAGAAUUAUAUCGACAGCACAUGUACAAAUUCCUCUGGAAUUUAGAGUAGAACAAACUCAGACAGCCGAACCCCUCCUGGUGGAAACAAGAGCGUAUCCAGAAUUAAUAGAUCAACAGAGAGAUACUUCACUGCCAUUGUGGAUUAUAAUUCUAGCCAUUAUAGGAGGACUGCUGGUUUUGGCCCUCUUUACCUAUGCCAUGUGGAAAUGUGGAUUCUUCAAAAGAAGAAGACCAGAUCCUACAUUGAGUGGCAAUUUGGAAAAGAUGAAUGAAGAAAAACCUUUUUUAAAUUCUAAAAACAAUCAACGAGUUUUCUAACAACAAGGGACUGUUGGGUGGGACCUAUUGCAACAACAAAAACACUCAACGCCUAAGCCACCCAAAAAAUGCUUUGGCAAAACUACUACUACUACUGCUAGUGAUACUACUAAUGAUUAUGAGAAUAAUUUUAAUCAAAACAACAACAACAACAUCAGUACUAAUAACAACAACAAUAUUUGUGAUACAAACAUUGAUGAGAGCUGUGUCAUUGAUUGGGGCACUUUGCGCUAAAUAAAUUGUAACUUACAAACAUACAUAUCGCACACCCAGUUCAAAAGUGACACAACUCAAAAUUAAUUUGUAGGGUUAUAUAAACCCGAAAAAUGAAUUUUACGCUUAAACUAUGCACAAUAUACUUGUUUAUCUAUACAGAAGAUAUCAGUGUAUUCUGUUGUUGUUAACUGUGGCUAAAAAAACCCUAAUGUCUUUCAUUAUGUUUCAAUUGGUAUAGGUAUAUGUAUUUAUUUUCGAUUUCUGAAAAAUUAAAAUUUUAAGUUGUGUCACUUUUGAACUGGGUGUGCGAUAUGUACGUAGGUAGAUAAUUUAAGAAGGAAUCACACAAAUUCACUAAUUUCAGUGCCAUUUUUAUCAAAAGUUUUUUUUUACUUCAUAAUUCAAUAUUGUAAUAUUUUAUUAAUUUAAUUACUAUCAGUUAAUCUAGUUUAGUCUUUUGUAAUUAUUGUAGCAUAAAACAAAAAUAAUCUUAUAGAAAAAACUGUUUAUAUGUUAUAAGAAUUAAAUUAAGUUAGAGGCACAUUGAUAUUGUGACUGAACAGCGGCAGCUCGAUAUGUAUGUAUUUACACAUCCAACAUUGUAUUUAAAAUGUUUCACCAAAGCAAUGUCUUAAUGCUUCGAUCUAUUCCGAUUGUGUUUCUACAUUUAAAUUUAAACUUAAUUCAAACUUCUAAAGUUGUAGAUAUUUUAUUAUUUAUCUAUUUCAUUACUAAACAAUUUAACCCAAUACUGCCCUA
This is a messenger RNA of Calliphora vicina (urban bluebottle blowfly), 6446 nucleotides long. It is a transcript of the gene mew, whose product is annotated as multiple edematous wings. The record is from RefSeq and is a predicted model, not a curated record. NCBI's taxonomy places the organism in Eukaryota, Metazoa, Arthropoda, Insecta, Diptera, Calliphoridae. Gene Ontology annotation, molecular function: integrin binding. Gene Ontology annotation, cellular component: integrin complex; external side of plasma membrane. The transcript is spliced from 10 exons. Bases 2094 to 5471 code for a protein of 1125 amino acids. Gene Ontology annotation, biological process: cell adhesion mediated by integrin; cell-cell adhesion; integrin-mediated signaling pathway.